Messenger RNA from Dentiscutata erythropus, 1284 nucleotides. Lineage: Eukaryota; Fungi; Glomeromycota; Glomeromycetes; Diversisporales; Gigasporaceae. The record is from the annotation of a GenBank genome assembly.
AUGUCCAACGCAGAGGCCUCGAUCAAUAUUGGUGGCUCCAACGUUCCUAUUACUGUCACGCAACAAAACAUAGAAGUCGCGUCAGUACUUAAAUUUAAACCUUUUGAGGAAUGGGUUUCUACUUUAUCCAACAAAGUUCUUACUACAGAUAAGAAAGAACUUGAAGUUAAUAAAAUUGAAAUUCAAAAUGUCGAUUAUUUUGGAUCGAAAAUUGGAUUCAUUAAAUUUAAAGUAGACGCAAAACUCGUUGAAAAUGGAAAAAAUGUGCCUGGAAUUGUUUUUAUGAGAGGUGGUGCAGUCGCAGUAUUACUAAUUCUUCGAUCUAAAGAUCCAAAUGAUCAAAUGUUAAAGGAGCACGUUGUUAUUACAUAUCAACCACGCUUGCCUGUUCCAUCGUUUAAUUUCCCUGAGAUACCUGCAGGAAUGCUCGAUGGAUCGGGCAAUUUCGCUGGAAAAGCCAGUGAAGAAAUUAAAGAAGAAACGGGAAUUGAAAUAAAAGACCAAGAUCUAAUUGAUUUGACCGAAUUGGCAUAUGGAGAUAAAUACAGAGGAGCGUAUCCAUCACCCGGUGGCUGUGAUGAAUUCUUAAGGUUAUGUCUAUGUAUUAAGGAAAUGGAUCACAAAGAGGUUAAAAGCUUGGAAGGUAAGCUUUGUGGAUUACGAGAUCACGGAGAAAGUAUUACAGUUGGAUUGGUAGAAUUGGAUCAUCUAUGGAAAAUUCCAGAUAUGAAGGCUUUAUCAGCCCUAACUUUGUAUGAUGCCUUAAAAAAGAAUGGCCAGGCACGGUCACACAUACCAACCCAUCACGUACCCGAAGCACCGAGCCUUCCCGGUGCGCUCAGAACUCAGCACCGCCAAACGUAUAGCAUCAAGGAGGAUCUGCCCACAACAAAACAAUCUCACAAAACCAACAUUAUGUCAACCCAACACCAGGGACUUCAUCGAUGUCUACACACAAUCAUGAAUUCAGCACAUGACCCAAUGACAAGUGAAACAACCGACCAUGGCAUUUCAACACACCAAGUGCAAACACCCCAGUUUUGGGCUUUACCAACCCUCAGGCUGCCAACACAAAGAGAAUCAGAUUGUGGUGGAUUCUCAAUUGCCAUUGCAACUAGAAGUUACAUUGAUCUUGUGAAGUUUGGGUACAAGAAUUUAAAAUAUAAUAAAGAAGAACAGACCUUACAAACCUUCAAGAAAGGGGUUAUUGCCUUUAAAAAUACACCCAAUUCCACAAGUUCAAUAAUAUUGCAGAAUAGCUUAUGGCUUUCUGAGCCUAUAUAG